Messenger RNA from Lodderomyces elongisporus, 1197 nucleotides. RefSeq lists its product as uncharacterized. Gene Ontology annotation, biological process: cell wall mannoprotein biosynthetic process; protein N-linked glycosylation. The coding region runs from base 1 to 1197 and encodes 398 amino acids. Gene Ontology annotation, cellular component: mannan polymerase complex. Lineage: Eukaryota; Fungi; Ascomycota; Pichiomycetes; Serinales; Debaryomycetaceae. The record is from RefSeq and is a predicted model, not a curated record. Gene Ontology annotation, molecular function: alpha-1,6-mannosyltransferase activity. The transcript has a single exon.
AUGCCAGCCAGUGAUUUGAAACUUCGGAAAUCUUGGACUAUUGUAUCCUUAAUAAUCACGUCUCUUGUGGUGCUAUCUAUUUACAACUUGUCAUCGGCAACAAUAUCGCCAACAAUUGUCCCCGCUUACCCAUCGUCAAAAGGUUACACCGAAGGUGCGGGACUGCUACUGGAAAAAGAAUCCUCAGAAAAAAAAACACCAGAUUCUACACCGUACUCUAAACAGAAUUAUAUCGAAAAUCUGACCGGAUUGAAGAAGAUUACAUACACAUUGAAACAAGCCGAGAAUGAAAAGGUAUCAUCUAGUCAGAAACCCACGGUGUUGAUUGUAUCAUCCGUUGGAAAGGAUGAGCCAUAUGGCCCAGGCCGUUCCUUUGAACUGUUCAUGGACACUAUACUCACCUUGAUUGAUAAUACUGACUCAAAAUACCAGUUCUCCCUUGGUCUCCAAAACAACCAUUUGGCAGAAUUCAACAAGAUUGAAUCACACAUUGCCGCAAAGUUGGAAAGCCUUGCAACAAAGUUUCACAAGAUCACUUUGAGCUCAGCACCGCAACUAGAAGGAGAAGGGGUCUCUCGGAACGACCGCCAUAACGAUGCCAUGCAAAGAACCCGUCGUCGUUUGAUUGCAAGAAGUAGAAACUUUCUCAUAUCUCAAGCACUUGCGGAUGAGCAAUACAUUAUCACCUUGGACUCGGACAUUAUAGGCUUUGAACAAGGGCCUAAGAUGCUUGAAAUCAUGAUCAACUCCAACCGUGACAUCAUUGUUCCACGGGUUACGCGAGGAGGCAUCUCGGAUUACGAUAGAAACUCGUGGCGUGGUAAGAGAACUAAACCACUGCAAGAAGAACUUGACUUGAUGGAUGCUAAUAAAUGGGGUGAAUUCCGAUAUGUUCCAAGAGAUGUUCAAGGAGAAAUCUAUCAUUUUUACAUGCACGUUGAUUCCCAAUUGACAGAUGAACAGAAACAACUCAAUUAUGCUGUGCCGUUAGACUCGGUUGGUGGAGCAGUGUUGUUUUUCAAAUCGAUUGUGUUCAAACAAGGUGCCAAUUUCCCAACAAGCUAUAUCAUUGGAACAACAUGGGACCGCUCGGAAGGAUAUGAUGGGAUCGAAACCGAAGGAUUAUGCUAUUUGGCAAAGCCGUUGGGAUAUUCAUGUUGGGGUAUGCCCAAUCUCGUUGCUUACCAUAUACCUUAG